Molecule: messenger RNA, 390 nt
Organism: Bipolaris maydis ATCC 48331
Lineage: Eukaryota; Fungi; Ascomycota; Dothideomycetes; Pleosporales; Pleosporaceae
Source: RefSeq, a predicted model, not a curated record
AUGAACUACAGUCAGGAGAAAGACCGCUGCUUGCUCUGUGAAAAGCAUCGAUCCGGUAACGCCUCAAAGGAACUAGGUUGGAGUUCGCAGAUUUGCAAGAGACCGAAAUGUGCUGAAAGCAAACGCCUACUCAAACGCCUACUGCAGAAGGUCUCGGAGUCAGAUGGAAAUACAAGCACCCUAGCUUUUAAGGUUUAUCACUACCACUACUUCAGCCAACGUGGCGAGGCUGAACUGGAUCGAACGCCUGCCUAUCACUUCGAGCUCCAUGCAGAAUCGCUUCCAAAGAAUGACGGGUUACCGCCCGAUUAUGGAACACCUGCCCAUGUCGGAGAACGUACUAAAUUUCAUGGUGAUAUUAGUUUGCAACACUUUGCGAGAGGUACAUGA